AUGCAGCGGUCAGCCAUUCCAGGGUGUGAGUGGACGGAUAGUCACGAAGGAUCAACAUUAAUGACCGUAAAUGACAUGAACCAAACAAGCCUCAAUGAUCCUGGGUCCCUCCAGUGGUGUCCUCCACCUGUGUCCCUCCACUGUGUCCUCCACCUGUGUCCCCCACUGUGGGUUCCACCUGUGUCCUCCCCCUGCUUCCUCCUGUUUCCUCCAAUGUGUCCUCCACCUGUGUCCCCACUGUGUUCCACCUGUGUCACUGUGUUCCCCACCUGCCCUCCACCUGUGUCCUCCCUGUUUCCUCCACCUGUGUCCCCCACCUGUGUCCCCCACCCUGUGUCCCCCACCACCUCCACCUGUGUCCCCCACUGUGCUCUCCACCUGUGUCCUCCACCCGUCCUCCACCUGUCCCCACUGUGUGUCCUCCACCCAGUCCCCCACUGUGUCUCUCCACCUGUGUCCUCCACCUGUAUCCUCCACCUGUGUCCUCCUGUUUCCUCCAAUGUGUCCUCCACCUGUGUCCCCAUCAGUCCUCCACCCGUGUCCCCCACUGUCUCUCCACCUGUGUCCCCUCCACCUGUGUCCCCCACUGUGUCCUCCACCAAGUCCCCACUGUGUCCUCCACCUGUGUCCUCCACCUGUAUCCUCCACCUGUGUCCUCCCCCUCCCAAUGUGUCCUCCAAUGUGUCCUCCACCUGUGUCCCCACUGUGUCCCUCCACCUGUGUCCCCACGUGUCCUCCACCUGUGUCCCUCCACCUGUGUCCCUCCACCUGUGCCUCCAAUGUCCUCCACCUGUGUCCCCCACUGUGUCCUCCACCUGUGUCCCCCCUCCACCUGUGUCCUCCACCUGCGUCCCUCCACCUGUGUCCCUCCCUGUUUCCUCCAAUGUGUCCCUCCACCCUCCUCCACCGUGUGUCCCCCACUGUGUCCUCCACCUGUGUCCCCACCUCUCCACCUCCCCUGCGUCCUCCACCUGUGUCCCCCACUGUGUUCUUCACCUGUGCCCUCCACAUGUGUCCUCCACCUGUGCCCUCCACCUGUGCCCUCCACAUGUGUCCUCCACCUGUGCCCUCCACAUGUGUCCUCCACCUGUGCCCUCCACAUGUGUCCUCCCCUGUGACCCCCACUGUGUCUUUCACCUGUGUCCUUCCCCCGUGUCCUCCACCGGUGUCCUCUACAUGUGUCCUCCCCUAGGCCCUCACGGUGUGUCCUCCACCUGUGUUCUUGCCCCAUGCCUCCUCUCCUUCCUCCCUGUACCCCCUUUGUCCCUCCUCUGUGAAAUAAGCUUGGGUGGAGAUUCUUCAGGUGAUCCAACAUAA
Homarus americanus (American lobster) is the source of this 1317-nucleotide messenger RNA. RefSeq names its product proline-rich extensin-like protein EPR1. The record is from RefSeq and is a predicted model, not a curated record. Bases 1 to 1317 code for a protein of 438 amino acids. The transcript has 3 exons. NCBI's taxonomy places the organism in Eukaryota, Metazoa, Arthropoda, Malacostraca, Decapoda, Nephropidae.